Dujonia railenensis is the source of this 1251-nucleotide messenger RNA. NCBI's taxonomy places the organism in Eukaryota, Fungi, Ascomycota, Pichiomycetes, Serinales, Debaryomycetaceae. The record is from the annotation of a GenBank genome assembly.
AUGUCAAAGGGAAAGGUCUGUUUAGCUUACUCUGGUGGUUUAGAUACCUCAGUCAUCUUAGCUUGGUUAUUGGAAGAAGGUUAUGAAGUGAUCGCUUUCUUAGCCAACAUUGGUCAAGAAGAAGAUUUCGAAGCUGCUGAAAAGAAGGCUUACGCUAUUGGUGCUACCAAGUUCGUUGUCGUUGAUGUCAGAAAGGAAUUUGUUGAACAAGUUUGUUUCCCAGCCAUCCAAACCAACGCUAUCUACGAAAACGUGUACUUGUUGGGUACUUCGUUGGCUAGACCAGUCAUUGCUCAAGCCCAAAUCAAGGUUGCUGAAGAAUACGGAUGUUUCGCUGUUUCUCACGGUUGUACUGGUAAGGGUAACGAUCAAGUUAGAUUCGAAUUAUCCUUCUACGCCUUGAAGCCAGACGUUAAGGUAAUUGCUCCAUGGAGAGACCCUGAAUUCUUCAACAGAUUUGCUGGAAGAAAGGAUCUUUUGGAUUACGCUGCCUCCAAGAACAUUGAAGUCACUCAAACCAAGGCCAAGCCAUGGUCCACCGACGAAAACAUGGCCCACAUCUCCUUCGAAGCCGGUAUCUUGGAAGACCCAGACACCACUCCACCAAAAGAUAUGUGGAAGUUGACUGUCGACCCACAAGACGCUCCAAACACCCCAGAAAACUUCUCUGUUGUCUUUGAAAAGGGUUUGCCAGUCAAGUUAAUUCUUGACGGCGGUAAGAAGACCAUCACUGACCCAGUUGAACUCUUCAUUGAAGCCAACGCUUUAGCCAGAAGAAACGGUGUCGGUAGAAUCGAUAUUGUUGAAAACAGAUUCAUCGGUAUCAAGUCCAGAGGAUGUUACGAAACCCCAGGUUUAACCAUCUUGAGAUCUACCCACAUUGAUUUGGAAGGUUUAACUUUAGAUCGUGAAGUUAGAGCCAUCAGAGAUCAAUUCGUUACCACCACUUACUCCAAGUUAUUGUACAACGGUAUGUACUUCACCCCAGAGUGUGAAUACGUCAGAUCUAUGAUCGACCCAUCUCAAAAGACUGUUAACGGUGUCGUUAGAGCCAGCUGUUACAAGGGAUCUUUAACCAUUUUGGGUAGAUCCUCUGACACUGAAAAGUUAUACGAUGAAACCGAAUCCUCUAUGGAUGAAUUGACCGGAUUCUCACCAGAAGACACCUCAGGAUUCAUUGCAGUUCAAUCCAUCAGAAUCAAGAAGUAUGGUGAAGCUGUUAGAGAAAAGGGUUCCAAGUUGUCAUUGUAG